AUGUCAUGGAUGAAGAACGAUGAUCGACAAGCAAGCAAUAAGAUGGUUAGUGAACUGGUUGUCAAUCGCAUUAAGCAGCGCCUGGGGUUAAGGCCAAAGGACAUUAUAUUCAUAAUGCAAGAGAAGUAUAAUAUGCUUAUUAGCUAUAGGAAGACAUGGAAAGCUAAGGAGAUUGCAAUCAAUCACAUAAUGGGGUCUUAUGAAGACUUUUACAAAGAAUUCUCAAUGUACUUGCAUGAGUUGAGGAUGGAAAAUCGGGGGACAGUGACUGCUCUACUUUGUGUCAGAAGUUUUCAAUCAUCUCUGCGAAGGGUCUUAGUCAUUAACGGGACGCAUCUAAAAGGUAAGUACAAGGGUGUUCUGUUCAUUGUUACGGCUUUGGAUGGCGACAAUCAUAUCUUUUCAGUCACUUUUGCUAUCGGAGAAUCAGAUAACAGUCGCAGUUGGAACUGGUUCCUUACAUACCUCAGCGAUUCGUUAAGGGAUCUACCUGGUCUUGUAAUAAUAUCAGACCGGCAUAAAGGUCUAAUGAAAGAAAUUCCCCAGGUCUUCCAAGUAGCAAUCCAUGGCUACUACACAUACCAUAUAUACCAAAACUUGGUGGACACAUUAAAUGACAAGUCGUUAGAAAUCUACUACUGGCAAGCUGUAAAGACUUGUAGGAGGGUUGAGUUCGAAAAGUUAAUACAUGAUAUCGAACUUGCCAACCCCCCGGUACAUGAAUGGCUGAGGAAAAUAUGUUAUGAAAAGUGGGCAUCUUCGCACUUCCCAAGAGAAAGAUUCAAUUUGGUCACUAUAAACAUAGCUGGGUGUGUGAAUGCUCUAUUCAAAGAAGCACAAGAAUAUCCGAUGACUAUACUAAUAGAGACAGUCAAAAUGAAAAUUCAAGAGAUGUUUUAUAAAAGAAGAGAAUCAGUAUCAUUAUUUGUUGGACCGUUGACACCGUGGGCUGAGAAACAAUUAAAGGAUCUCAUACGGAAGGCACGAGAUGUUCGUUGCCACACAAUUUCCUGGGAUGAAUACUAUAUUGUGGGAGACUACAAUGAUACCAUCAAGCUCAAUGAGCUUUCAUGUUGUAGAGUAGGAAAUUUCUCGCAUUAUCUCCCUGCCAAAGAGAGUGACAAAGAGACACAAAAGCGAUCAAAGUUUACUGAUGAACCUCCUGUAGUAAAUGAAUCUGCCAAACCUGAAAUGCAGAAUGCUUCCAAUCCAAAAAAUGAAAAUACAAUGCCUAAGGAGGAGGCUUCUGCAGUUGGUCUCGAUGAAUCAAAUAUGGAGGACAAUACUGAUGAAGAGGAUUCAGAGGAAGAUGUUGGUGAAUAUCAGGAAAUGGAUGGUACUGUACUAUCGGAUCCUCAUGAGAUACCUCCAAGGAAAAGUGCAGCUUCUUACGGGUUAUGA
Magnolia sinica is the source of this 1401-nucleotide messenger RNA. RefSeq lists its product as uncharacterized. The transcript is spliced from 4 exons. The coding region runs from base 1 to 1401 and encodes 466 amino acids. Lineage: Eukaryota; Viridiplantae; Streptophyta; Magnoliopsida; Magnoliales; Magnoliaceae. The record is from RefSeq and is a predicted model, not a curated record.